UGUGUUGACUGGCAUUGCGUUCAAAAUGCCGUUAACAGUGAUGUGAGUCUCUCUUUCACUGUUGAAUGUGUUUCGCCAGAUAUUGCACAAGAAGUGGACAUCACUUGAUUGAUGCCAUCAUUACAUUACACGCCAAUAGUGUCUACCAUUAAAAUAGCCAUCGUUUUGAUGCCAUCAUCUCAUCGGCGACCGCAUCCCUACUGAAGACGAUUUUUGUUUUGCCCGCAAAACAAUUGAUUCAAACAUUAUUUUGAUAUGACUUUUAAUGGAUAUUUACAAGCCAUCAGAUAUUUGACAACACAAACCAGUUUUGCAUCAAAUCAUAAUAAAAUGCAUACAAUUUAUAUGUUUUUAGUGAUAGUAUUAAGUUUAUUAAAUGGUAUCCAAUGUGUUCAAUCGCCCCCAUCUAUCAUCAAACAACCCCCUUAUGAACAACUAUAUCAGGUCUCGCAGUCCAGUGAUGAGGCCGACCGACCCUUUGUGCUCGAAUGCGAGGCCAAAGGAGAUCCAGAGCCUACUUAUCGGUGGAUUAAAAACGGUUUAGAAUUUAAUUAUGUCGCGUAUGACAAGCGAAUCAAUCAACAGCCGCGUAGAGGCACUCUUGUCUUCACUAAACCCGAUAGUGUGGACGAAGGGCUGUACCAGUGUUUCGCAGAGAACAAACACGGCACUAGUGUCUCAAACGCCGUUUUCCUCCGCAAAUCAGAACUCAACUCAUUCGCCGACGAAGAGGUGCAGGACGUCUAUGUGAGCGAAGGAGAGCCGCGCACUAUCGACUGCAACCCUCCCACCGGUUAUCCCAAGCCAUCCAUCUUCUGGAUCAUACUCUCCAAUACAGGCGCUCUCCGAAGUAUUAACAGUUCGCGUCUGACGGUCGACCCGGAGGGCAGACUCCACUUCUCAAACGUGACCCGACAGGACAUGUUCGACGACGCGAAGUACGCCUGUUCUGCCACUUCGGUCUUCAGGACUGAAUACAAAGUCGGCGGCAAAACGAAUCUUAAAGUGGAAGCAUCGGGUACUUCAGGACAGGCCAGUCAUCCGCCUUUAAUGCAAUACACAUCUCCGCCAUCAGUGCCUGCGCUUAAGGACCAACGGUUAGAAUUGCAUUGUAUUUACGGGGGAACUCCACUCCCGGACAUUACUUGGAGCAAAAGGGGCAGUAGACUCGACGGGUCCCGAUUCACAUACAACAACUACGGCAAGACUUUAGUUAUCAAUAAAGUCGACUUCAAUGAUGAAGGUGUGUAUGAGUGCACCGCCAGUAACGGCAUCGGUAGCCAAAAAACUCACGCCAUGGAAGUGAAGGUAAAUGCGGCCCCGUUUUGGAUUGAAUACCCGAACGACACGAACGCAGCCGAAGGCGAAACAGUUUCCUUCAAAUGCAUUGCGUCGGGAAUUCCCGAACCAAAGUUGCAAUGGUUUGUGAACGGAGUGCCCAUUGAAAAGGCGCCGACUAAUAAUCGCCGCAAAGUGGAGGGAACUGUUCUCACUGUGAAUGAUCUGAGAGAGACUGUGGACACAUCGGUCUUUCAAUGCAACGCAUCCAAUGUUCACGGAUACGCCUUCAGGGACUUCUAUCUCAAUGUACUGAAACUCCCGCCCACUAUCACAGAACGACCCGAACCGGUCUCUCGGGCUGUUGUCACUCAAACGACAACAUUAAGGUGUCGAGUGUUUGGAGCGCCCAAACCGAUCGUCAAAUGGGAAAAGGAUGGACAGGAACUGACCGGUGGUCGGUAUGAAGUGCUCGAUAGCGGAGACUUAAGAAUUACGGGAGUGUUGAUGACAGACACCGGUAAUUAUAAAUGCAAAGCAACCAAUCGUUUUGGCGAUGAAGACGCGAGCGGAGAGUUGCAAGUGAAGGGAAAGACAAAGAUAUCACACGCGCCCGAAAACUUUGAAGUGGCCGCACGUAAAAUGGCUGUCUUCCGGUGCAACGCUGAGGCCGACUCAACCCUUUCCCUCGUGAUUGAGUGGGCGUUCAACGGGAAAAAGAUAGACUUAGACCACGACCCGCGUAUAGUACAGGCGGCCGACAAUUCGCUCACAAUCACGACCACCAAAGAACUGGAUUCCGGUAUCUAUACGUGUGUCGCCAAAACUGAUUUGGAUUCCGACACACGAGAGGCCACUCUUACCGUUCAAGACGUUCCCAAUUCGCCCGAAAUUAUUGGCGUUGAAUGCGAUGUGAACACAGCGCUCGUUGAAUGGCAGCCCACCGGUGAUCGCAGGGCACCCAUACUUAGUUACAGCAUUCAAUUCAACACGAGUUUCUCGCCGGACAACUGGGAGGACGCGUUCGUCAACAUCCCGGCGCCCGACACUAAAUUCAAAGUAGCGAUGAGCCCGUGGGCUAACUACACAUUCCGAGUGAUCGCCCGCAACAAAAUCGGUUCGAGCGAAGCGAGCGGUGCGUCGAGUAUGUGCUCAACGCAAGAAGAAGUGCCGCAUCGGAACCCCGAGAACGUUGUCGGCAGAGGAACGUCACCCGACAAUCUGGUCAUCAGAUGGACACCAAUGCCUCCCAUCGAACACAAUGGACAGCAUUUCUUUUACAAAGUGUUUUGGAAGCGAAACGACAUUCCGGGCCUUCCGUGGGAUACGAAAGUGAUUGACAACUGGAAAGAUGCCACUCAUGUGAUCUACAAUCAGCCCACUUUCAAGCCCUACCGCAUACGAGUGGAGGCGCACAACCGCAAAGGCCAGGCGCACAUUCAGGCCACAGAAGUGAUCGGCUAUUCGGGUGAAGACAAACCGCUGCAAAUACCGCAGAACUUCCGUUUAGAAGAGAUCAGAGACGCGAAGGCGGCGAUGUUGUCGUGGAAUCCGGUACAGCCCGACAGUGUUAGGGGACACUUCCGCGGCUAUAAGAUCCAGACGUGGGUCGCCGAAGAGGAUCAGAAGCAUAUGCGCGAAGUGUCGAUCCCACCGAACGUCACUCAAGCGAUUAUUAAUAUUCUUAAGCCUUUUGCUAAAAAUUACGCCCGAAUUGUGGUCUUCAACGACGCCUAUAGCAGUGAUUAUUCCAAUGAAAUCAUAAUCACGACUCCGGAGGGAACUCCUGGUCCCGUGUCUUCGUUCGACGGCAUAGCUCUCGGAUCGAACGCAUUGUAUCUGUUUUGGGGACGACCUGAAGAGCCCAAUGGUGUGCUCAACGGUUAUCGUAUAUUCUAUGAGAAAGUGAUCGGAACUCAAUUAGACAGUAGACUCGAACGGCACCCGAAAAUCGAAGACCCGAUGCUAACCAAUACCAGACUCGCGGGACUUAUGCCUCAAACCAAAUACAGGGUAACCAUUCACGCGACCACUUCUAAGGGAUUGGGAGAAUCCUAUUAUAUCGAACUGAGCACUAAAUCCGAAGACUCGGCUGAAUAUCCGGAUAAACCGUCGUUUGAAUGGUAUCACAGAAAGACAAUUGACGGCAAGGAUGAGCUCAGAGUGCAGUGGAAUCCCACGACAGGAAAUGGCAAAAAGCCCGGCAGUUAUUUCUAUGUUCAGUACAGACUUAAAGGAACGGAGAGAUAUAUGAAUACCGCUAAAGAUGAGAAUCAGGACUCAUUGGUUGUUCCCAUCAGAGGCUUAGAAGAGGACAAGACAUACGAGAUCCGAGUGGUGGCCGUCGACGGCCAGUUUGAGACGCCCAGUGAGACACAGGAGAUCUCGUCCAGUGGUAUCAUUUCUCGUCCCGGUGCCGAUAGCACAGCUCAUUUGGCCAAUUUUGCACCAUGGUUCAUUGGGAUGAUGUGCGCCAUUGCCCUGAUUAUAGUGUUGGUUGUAUUGGUGUGUAUAGUGAAGAGAAAUAGGGGCGGAAAGUAUUCGGUGCACGAGAAAGAGGCGGCUCAGGGCCGCGAAGACUACGAAGAGGCGGGUUUUAAUGAAUACAAUAAACCUCUGGGAGGCGCCGGUGGGCCACACCAUCGGGGGAGUCGUCAGUCGCUGAACAACAGUCUACAUCAGGCAGAGAGUGAUACGGACUCAAUGGCCGACUACGGAGAGGGCGACUCAUCCAAGUUCGGCGAAGACGGCUCUUUCAUCGGUGAAUACGGACCUAAGAAGAGACGCGAAGAGGCGACGACUCCCAUGACUGGAAUCGCAACUUUUGUAUAA
Messenger RNA from Medioppia subpectinata, 4110 nucleotides. The record is from the annotation of a GenBank genome assembly. NCBI's taxonomy places the organism in Eukaryota, Metazoa, Arthropoda, Arachnida, Sarcoptiformes, Oppiidae.